CUUGCGACCUUCCAYCUUCACACUCCUAAAAAUGAGUCGACUUCCGAGGYCAUCARUGARAACAAMCUUGGGACYACAUUCAAUUCAACCCUAAAACUGACCUUCAUAAUCCACGGUUACAUGCAAACCGGCAACGAAGGAUGGAUAAAAAACAUGCGAAAACAACUUAUGAAGAGAACCGAAAUGAACAUCAUAGUGGUGGACUGGGGACGAGGGUCUGGUAUAUUGUACUCAACCGCUGUCCAAAACACCCGCAUAGUCGGCUCAGACAUGAUUGGAUCCAGCCAGACCAAGUUUUGAUCACAAUGACACAAGAAGUAGACUGGACCCAAGUGAUGCCAAGUUUGUCGACGUGAUACACACAGAUACAGGAGUAGGAGGACUGGGACUAGCUCGACCAUGUGGUCACGUGGACUUCUAUCCAAACGGUGGCGAUAACCAGCCUGGCUGUGUGACUUCGGGACACUUUACAGAUUUUCGUCCCGACAGACUGCUAUCAAACGUUCUUGGAGUACUUGGCUUCAAAAAGAAAUCAAAGUUCCCCAUCCAUUGGCAAUUUGCUUGCGACCACAUGAAAGUCAUCAACUUUUUUACAGACUCGAUAAACAACAAAUGUCCUCGUAAAGCAUAUAGAUGUAGAAGUUGGCAGGAAUUUUCAAAACUCAGAUGUUAUAAAUGUCAAGGCGCAUGUGCCGUGAUGGGAUAUGACGCUGACCAGUAUUACCGCGGUGACAUACCAAGGAAGUACUACUUGGUUACUAAGAAACACGAGCCUUUUUGUGGAGUCGAUUUCUUAGUUUAUCAUGUGACUUUAAAGGACUUACAAGUUGCUGUUCCACUUUUUGGUGGUUACGGCGAAGUUCAAGUUUUUCUAAUUGGAAAAGACAGGACUGCCAUUAGCACUCUUCCCAGUACCAAAGUCACUUACUACAUGAAGGAGAUGAAUGUCACUAUACCAACAACCAUUAACCCAGGAGAGCUGGGGUCAAUUGUUCUUAAAUACGCGGGAAACCUGGGGCUUUAUGUUAGACAGGUGACAGUUAAAGGGCCUAAGAACAAUUAUAGUGCCUUCUAUGGAAAAACGCUUCAUUCCGUUCAUGACAGUGCUGGUCGCAACCGAUACAAGACAUACAGAGCUCGUCUAAGGAAAGACGCAGCAACUCGCUCUACGUAGGAUGAUAACGUAAUCUUACGUAGCAGUACGUAAGAUUACGUAAGGUCAUCGCGUUUAUGUAAUGUCCACGCGAUUGAUAUAAACGUUCAAAACCACUGGCAUGGAAAGGAAUUAAUUAAGAUACCGUAGCUACAAGAUGAAGGAAUACGGCAUUAUCUUACGUUAAAGACGCAGGAUUUCGCUGUAAAUCUGAGUAGAAGAGGAGAUAUCAUAUUACAAACUAAUAUAAAAUAGAUUAACAAAAUUAAAGAAAUUAAUAGAAUUUAUUAUCAAAGAUUAAAUACUUGUCACAUUUAUUUCUUGAGUUUACUUUCUACUGGUUUGUAAUUACAAAAAAGUAUCAAAUAAAAAUGUUUAUCCUUUA
Exaiptasia diaphana is the source of this 1538-nucleotide messenger RNA. Its product is annotated as pancreatic triacylglycerol lipase. Gene Ontology annotation, biological process: lipid metabolic process. Gene Ontology annotation, molecular function: lipase activity; carboxylic ester hydrolase activity. Lineage: Eukaryota; Metazoa; Cnidaria; Anthozoa; Actiniaria; Aiptasiidae. The record is from RefSeq and is a predicted model, not a curated record.